Neltuma alba is the source of this 796-nucleotide messenger RNA. Its product is annotated as guanine nucleotide-binding protein subunit gamma 1. NCBI's taxonomy places the organism in Eukaryota, Viridiplantae, Streptophyta, Magnoliopsida, Fabales, Fabaceae. Bases 226 to 558 code for a protein of 110 amino acids. The record is from RefSeq and is a predicted model, not a curated record. The transcript has 4 exons. Gene Ontology annotation, biological process: G protein-coupled receptor signaling pathway.
AGAACAGAAAGUAAGGUUUGUAGUAAAUACGCUGUAUUUUGCUUUUGCUUUCCCUUCUUUUCCAGCUGUGUGUGUGAGAGCGGAAGAACAUUCGAGCGCGCUUUCAUCUUGUAGGAGUAUGGAUUCAAUGUCGAGUGUCUCUGUUUAAAUUCAGAUCUAUUAGUGAAAAAAGAGGGAGAUGUUGCUGGAUGAGCCUACUUGGGGUCAUUUAUUGCAGUCCCACUGAUGGCGUCUGAAACGGCGUCGUCGUCUGCCGAUGGAGAAGCCGUUGCUUCAGUAGCUACGCCGGCUGCAGUAGCAGGGCCUGACAAAAGAGGCAAGCAUCGGAUUCUUGCGGAAGUGAAGCGUCUUGAGCAAGAUACCCAAUAUCUUGAGGAAGAACUGGAAGUGCUUGGAAAAACCGAAAAUGUGUCAACUAUAUGCAAGGAGUUACUGCAGAACAUGGAAAGUAGGUCUGAUCCACUCCUCCCAGAAAUUCGUGGACCUGUGAACAUGCUGUGGGAUAGAUGGUUUGAAGGGCCUCAGGAUCCCCAAUCAUGUAGAUGUUGGAUACUUUGACAGGAAGCAGUCCUUCAUUUGACUAGCCUGGCAAAAAGAAUGCCUCAUAUGACUGCGUAACAUAGACUCUGUUACUUGGUGCUGCAUGGAUCCAUUAAAAAACUGGUGUGACAAAAAAAAAUAAAAAAUAAUGGAUCCUUAAUUUAUUACAGGAGAUGCUGCUUCCAAUACUGGUUUUGUAAAUCACAUUCAUUAACUGAAUUCAAAUGAUUAGAAGGAUCACUUUUUGUGCUUAUCA